Stegostoma tigrinum is the source of this 6229-nucleotide messenger RNA. It is a transcript of the gene samhd1a, whose product is annotated as SAM domain and HD domain 1. The transcript has 16 exons. Gene Ontology annotation, biological process: dGTP catabolic process; defense response to virus; regulation of innate immune response. Gene Ontology annotation, molecular function: protein binding; dGTPase activity. Lineage: Eukaryota; Metazoa; Chordata; Chondrichthyes; Orectolobiformes; Stegostomatidae. Bases 95 to 1993 code for a protein of 632 amino acids. The record is from RefSeq and is a predicted model, not a curated record. Gene Ontology annotation, cellular component: nucleus.
AGCGGUGAGGGACAGUCUCAGUGAGCCCGGCAGCAGCUCAGAGAGAGAGCGCCCAGUACACAGCAACCUAGCAGCAUUGUGGAGACCGGGGAAAAUGAAUCAAAAUGAGAACCGAAAGAGGCCGAGAGCCGCUGAGACAGACAUCCACCCGGUGACCCCGGCCAAAAGAGUGGCCCUAUUCAGGUUAAAACCCGAUUACCGACACUGGGACGUGGACGAUGUCUGCUGUUUUCUGCAGACACAUGGAUUUGAAAAGUUCGAGCAGUUGUUCAGGGAUGAAAAACUAACUGGAAGUAAACUACCUUAUCUGACACAAUCUGACUUGGAGCAGAUGGGAGUGAAACCUCUUGGUGAACGCAUGGAUCUGAUCAAAUGUAUCAAUUUGCUGUGGCAGAAACCUAUGGAUAUGAAGGUAUUCAAUGACCCAAUCCAUGGCCACAUUGAGAUGCAUCCAGUCCUUGUCCAGAUCAUUGACACUCCACAGUUUCAGCGGCUCCGAUUCAUCAAGCAGCUCGGAGGGACAUACUUUGUCUUUCCUGGUGCUUCUCACAACAGAUUCGAGCAUUCCAUAGGUGUGGGAUACCUGGCAGGCCAGUUGGUUAAAGCUCUUGCGGAACGGCAACCAGAACUGCAGAUUAGCCAUCGUGACAUUCUGUGCGUGCAGAUUGCCGGACUUUGCCACGAUCUGGGUCAUGGGCCAUUUUCUCACCUGUUUGAUGGAAAAUUUAUCCCUCUUACUCGAAAAGAUGUAAUAUGGACGCACGAGGAUGCUUCCUUGACUAUGUUUGAGCACCUGAUCGAAAAAAAUGGCUUGAAAACUGUUCUGAAAAAUCAUGGUUUAAUGUUCCCUGAAGAUCUUGUAUUUAUCAAAGAACAGAUCAGAGGUCCAUUAACUGAGACGAGGAGCAAUGGAGAGGCCUGCACUAUGAAGUCCUUCGAGUGGCCAUACAAAGGCCGGCCCAGAGAGAAGGGCUUUCUGUAUGAAAUUGUCGCCAACAAGAGAAAUGGAAUUGACGUUGAUAAGUGGGAUUACUUUGCCAGGGACUGUCAUCAUCUAGGAAUCCAGAACAACUUUGACUUUGUACGCUUCCUCAAGUUUGCACGAGUUUGUCAAGUUCACAAAAUGAAGUGUAUUUGCACUCGAGAUAAGGAAGCUGAAGACCUGUACAACAUGUUUCACACACGUAACACGUUACAUCGCAGAGCCUAUCAGCACAGAGUCUGUAACAUUAUUGAGUGCAUGAUCACAGAAGCGAUGGUGCUGGCAGAUCCAUACAUCGAGAUAAGUGGCACAGAUGGGAAGCUUUAUAAAAUGUCUGAAGCAAUCGAUGACAUGUCCGCUUACACCAAACUCACAGAUGAAAUCUUUCAACAGAUCCUGAAUUCAUCGAAAGCUGAGUUGAAACCUGCUCAGGAAAUCCUGAACAAUAUCAUUUGUCGCAAGUUGUACAAAUGGAUCGGUCAAACUCAACCUGAAGCUGAAACUACUAUUCAACCAGAGGAAAUCACUGAGUUGAACAAACAGAUUGCUGCAACUAUCCCAUCGACACCUGUAGAUGCAGUCCUUGUUCCAGAAGACUUCAUUGUAAAUGUUGUUCAGAUAGACUAUGGGAUGGCCAAAGAAAACCCCAUUAACAAAGUCUGGUUCUACUGCAAGAACAACCCCAACCAGGCAAUCAAAAUUCGCAAAGACCAGGUAUCUCAGCUGCUACCAGAGAGGUUUACUGAGCAGCUGAUCCAAGUAUACUGCAAGAAGUCUGAUCAGCCAAGUGUGGAAGCAGCCAAGAAGCAUUUUGUACAGUGGUGCAUCAACAAGAACUUCAGUAAACCCAGGGAUGGCGAUAUUGUCGCUCCUGAGCUGACACCCCUCAAACCCGACUGGAACAACCGUGACAGUGAAACUGAUGACUGUGAUGAAGAUGAGCCCCUAUACAAUUCCCAUCCCAAUAAUAACCGGGCCAAGAUACAGCUUUUCAAGGAGACUGCAUCUUAGUUUUCUGGGAACCCUUGUGAAACUUCCAAUAAUGAAGUUGCAUUUAAAUGGGAUCACUCCAAAGCCUACAGCAAUGUUUUGGUGUUUUAAAAGCAGUUACUUUCUUCAAUCAUUUUCUCAUUUAAAGGAAGAGGAGAAAAACAAUCUUGGUGCAAAUUGACCUUAAUCUAACAAGCUUUGAAAUCCUGCUUUGAAGGGAUGUUUGGUUUUAUAAAACCAAUACCUCAACGAACUAUCAUUUGCCUAUUUUAAUAGGCAAUCGUCAACAAUAAAAAUGUAUUUUUAUUUCCUUUUUAUAUUGCUUAACACGCCAUCUGCAAGUUCCUGUGGGAAAAGGCAGUAAAAGACCAUUGAUGGGAUUCAUUCCCGAAAUUGAAACAUUUUACCUGCUCUGUUUUGCUUGCCGUAUUUUCUUUUGAGUUUCUUUUGAAAAUAGUGACACGAGAGCAAUGGCGUUUGCAUUGCCAAGAUGUUGCAUUGUGAAGACAGGGCAGUUGAUGGCUUCACAUUAAUGUUCAGGUUUAAGAAUCAUGUAGCUGAUGAAAUCUGAUGUUGUUAGGAGCUUGUUCAUUAGUUUAGUUUGUUUAUGUCAUAGAACAAACAGGCAGAAGACUAUUUUUGCAUGCAUCCAGUAACUGUUGUUUUGUUUAGAGCAUAUAACUAGUGUUAUAGAUAUUGAGACUUCUCAAUAGGUAACCUCUUCAGUAUACAAUUCAAAAUACUUUAAUAUAAAAAGCUGCUAUACUUUAGCUACUGGAGCCUGGAGGAACUUGGAUAAAACUGAUGGUGGUACCUCUUCCUGCAGAAUUAGAGGGAGGGUGAUUGAGGGCUGGCACUCCCAAUUGCUUUGUUGGAGUUUGAUUUGUGGAUAUUGCUGUAGGAGUCCAAUGGUCAGUGCAUGGCCCAGUGAUAAACAUGCUGCUUGCUGGACUGAAGAUAACCCAGGAGUGGUAAGCACUUCCAUUGCUAAGAUAAGGGUUGUUUGUGCAUUUGAAUGUUGUACCACAGGAUGAGCUAGAGCAAAGGACAAUCUAGAGUCGAUCAAACAACUAUUUUCAGGUGUUGAGGCUGUAUUUAUCUUUGAUUGGACUGGCUUCUGGAUAUUACUGGUAGAAUCACCUCAUGUUUACAGUAAUUCCUGACUGAGUACUGUAUCUGUAGAUUUAUAGAACAAAACAUGAACAUCUGAUUUUUGCCCUAAGGAUGCCAGCAAACUGAAUGUAUCGAUAUGAUAUUCCUUGACUUUUUACAUAUUAGUUAUGUAGGUGAUUUUAAAUCAAGUUUUUUGUAAAAUGCAGAUGAGUAAAAGUUGUCAAAUAGCUGUGCAGAUCUCCUGUUUUCCCAACUCUCCUAUUCCCUCGUCACAUGAUAUUCAUCUGUUUUAGAAGUGACUUCUGUGCAUGAAAAUUAAAUUUUUCCAGGAUUCUGAGAGCAAUGUUGAUUUCCGAUCUGAGAGAUUGAUGUGGUGAUUUCCCCAAUGAGACUUAGAAAUUAAAAUCUUAAAAUAAUGUAGGAAAGCAUCAUUUCCUCAUGAAAAUUGUGCAGGACCACCUAGCUCUGGUCUAAUGUGUUCAUCCCUCAGUUUAUAAUUCCCUGCGCUGCAGUGUAAAAUCCCAUUGUGUACAAAUUAUGAUUUCAAAAGUGGGGCUUUCUGAUUAUAGACGAUUUAUCUGACAGAAAAUACCUUGAUCCCACAGGUAUUAAAAGAGAAUGUGACAAGUCCCAAACAUUUUCAAGAAAUGAUCGAUAUUUUUAUACUCCAAUCUGGCGUAUUUACUGACCCUGUGUUUGAGGUGUGUCUUUAUGUACAGUGCACGUCAAUCUGCACAUAUUGGUUCGAUUUCAAUAUGGCACCUCUAUUCCUGAGCUGCUCCUUUUGUGAGCAGCAUUCUACCUUUUACAGUGGAGAUUAGAAUUCGGUGACUCUGCAACCAGCAGGAAAAUAAGCUUGUGGGCAGUUGACCUUAAUUUGGCAUUAAGGACAAAGAGCAUGCGUUUGCGAGAAAUUGCUCUCUUGCCUGUGGUUCUGGACAGUGUGUUUCUGAGCGAUGUGUAGAGGAUUGGCGAGGAUUCCACCCCACACCAUCGUCCUUUGCUGUCUGUUGGGAGAGGUGUUGAGUUUGAGUAGCCAAGAAAUGUGCUGUGCUGCCUAAUGAUGACAAACCAGAUCAUGUCAGUCCAACUGAUCAGAAUUUGACAUAUGGUUUGCUUCCAAUGAAUGAAAUGGAAUUGAAACCAACUUGGUCUAACUGCAGUGUGUAUGUCCAGAGACAAAACGCAGUCAGUGACAUUCAUAUUGGCACGUCAUUUAGUUUGGAACAUUGACAAAGAAGUUCUCGUAUCCUCUUCCGUUAAUAUUUCUCCGAUUUACUUUAAAGGCACUACAUAAAUGCAGGUUGUUGUAUCAUAACGAGGUGAUCUCUCUCAGGAUAAAUGAGUAAUUGUGAAAAAUAAUUGAAAUGUGGCAUUUCCCAGUGUUAGCUGGAAGGGUUUGAGUACAUGGCAUAGCCACCCUUGGUCCGGGGUGAAUGGGAGUGGGAGGAUGGUGCAUGAGAGGAGCUCUGCUUGGAGCACAUAUGUUUACUGUUGUAUUAGAACAUAUUCAGGAGUGGUAUAAUCCAUAAGUGGUUUGCUACAUUUCUGGAAAGACGGUAUUUGUUAUUGACUGACUUCUGGAAUUGCUAAUAGCCUGUUUGCUCAGUCUCAGGCCCUGAAAUUUUAACUUUUGUUGCUCCAUUUUAUUGGAUUCUACAGUAACAAAAAGUGACCUGACUGUUGUCCUAGGAUCACAUAUUACUGGCAGCUCACGAAACCAUUCUAUUUGAGCCAUGUUGUGUAAUUGGUUUUAAAUUAUUUUUAGUAUAUACUUUUACACUGCUUUAUCACUUUGUUUUUGUGUCUCUGGUUUUGGUUUUGAUGGGGAGGGUAAAGGCGGGAGAAUCUCAGUUUGCUGUUCCUGUUUUUACAUGGUGAAAUGCCUGACUCCUCAAGUACUUUAGCAGGACUCAUCGUGAUAUGGUCAGCUAUUUCAUAAAUUAGGAGUUAAAAUGGGCAAUAUACAAUUUUGUACGGCAUCAUCUGUUUAAUACUAGAGCAAACAAGGGAAAAUAUAAGCUGUUAUUUGCAGAAGCGUUGGACUUGUUAUUAGAGUUGUCGGUUGUCUCUUGUAAAGAAUUUCUGCAAGGUAUAGUAAAUGUUACCAAGUCUUUUAUUGCUUGGAACAGUUUUAGAAUGGUGGGAGAGGGAAAUGUUGCACAUGCAUCAAGCAUUGCUAGCAGAUAGGGAGAACUUGUGUGUUGCUAAGUUAAUCCUGCAAGCAUGAUAAUAAGUUGUGUUUUGGCAAGAGGACGAUUAAUAGAAUGAAAUUAUUUGGCAUUCUUCAUAUAUUGAAAUGUUACAUUUUAUACUAUCAAAUUGUGAUUCUGAAUUGACAGGGGCUGCGAUCCAUAAAUAUUGCAAGGCCCAUGUCGAAAUCACAGAUUGUGUUUGGUGAACUAUUUGUUAAAUGUGACUUUUUUUAAAACCUCAUCCCUAGUACUUCACUCGCGUUAUUCCCGUCUGAGCCCGGUGUUUCUGGACUCUUUAAUCAUGGAGGAACUGUAAGGUGAGCUCUACAGCAGCAACUUGAUCACUUGGUGUUUUGACUUGUAGUUCUCAACAAAAACAUGAUAAUGUUUCAUCUGUCAUUAUUUACUCAGUAACCUGACAGUUCAUUUUGACACUUUAUUUUCUUGUACAAGUACCCGCCCUGGUCUGCAGUGGUGGUACAGGACCACUUGCAAUACCUGGGCAUCUGGCACAGAAUUACUUUCAUACCUCCUUUUGUGAGAAAGGAUGCCACUGUUUGAUAUAUCAUGUUAACAUUGUGUAGAUUAUGAUGUUGCUUGCUACCUUUGGUAUGAAUUGGGUACCUGCUACAGACUCCAUGCAGCAGCCUUUGACGUUGCAGCAGUCCUAAAUCGCUAGGAGUUCACAUCCUGGGCUGAAGCAAAGCAGUUGUGCACCAGUGCUGAGUGAGUGACCGCGAGAAUGCAGACUUAAUUUGCAGUUAAUAGCACAGGAAACUUUCCAUGUUACUUGGUUCAUGGGGACCAAGAUAAGAUGGUUGCUAGUCUAUUGCAUAACUGUUGUGGCAUUGGACUCUUGAUUCCAAAGGGCUUAUUGAGAAGGUGUUGUAAGGAACAAGCUUAAGGCCUUUAAUGCACUUUAUACACAAAGGGUGGAGGCCACCCCCCC